ACAUACAUACCUCACAGCAGCAGACGCGUAGCUCUACCUCGUAACUCUAGAUUCCUGCCACAUUACCACUUGAUCUCCAAUAUGCAGUUUAAGGAUAUGCUGAAGAAGAAGGAGAAAGAGAAGGCCAAAGAAGAAGAAGGCGCCACGAGUCCGACCACCACCCUCUCCCCAGACGUCCCUCAAUUCAGCUUUGUGCGCACCACGACCACGACCCGGGAAGACAUCGAGCCCCCCUCGUUCCCCGGCGACCCCAAACCGUACAGCGCGCCGCUCCUUUCCCCCGACCAGCCAUCGCGAGGCAUAGCAGGGCGGUUCAGGAGACACAGCAACGCGGCUUCGACGGCCCCGCCGAGCGCAAACAACCGGCUGUCGCAGCGCAUCAACUUUGGCCGGAGCAGAUCGAGCAGCUCGGCCAACAUACCGGAGAACUUGCCCGAAGUAGGGGGCGACGGCGUCGCACGCAAUGAGGAAGACGAGGCAAAGUGGGAGAGGAGAGCUACCGUGAUGGUGACGGCUAAUAUGGCCAUCAAGAGCCCGCCUGCGACACCCAGCAUCGAGGUCACAAGUGAGGAUCCAUUCGACUCGCCGCGGCGGCAGCAACCUCAACCGCAGGAGCAACAGCGAAGGAAUAGAAGCCCGAGUGUGAACAAUGCUCCGGAUGAUACGAACAUUCAGGAGGCGAUUCGGUUGCACGAGAAUGGAGAUCUCGAAGCGUCGACCAAGAUGUUUGGGGAUCUGGCUGACCCCAAUACCCACAACAACGCCCUCAGUCAGGUUCUCUACGGGCUCGCACUACGGCACGGAUGGGGCUGCGAACCGAACCAAGAGCAAGCCGUCCACUAUCUCUCCAUGGCCGCGUCCAACAGCGCCGAAAUCGAGAAGCUGGCGUUGGGUGCGGGAAUGAAGAAAGGCGGGGCGGCAAAGGGAGAGCUUGUGCUCGCCAUCUUCGAGCUGGCGAACUGUUUCCGCCAGGGCUGGGGCAUCAAGAAAGACCCGGCGGCCGCGAAGCAGUACUACGAAACGGCUGCCAACUUGGGCGACACGGAUGCAAUGAACGAGGUCGCUUGGUGCUAUCUAGAAGGCUUUGGGACUAAGAAGGAUAAGUUCAAGGCGGCUCAGUUUCUUCGCCUCGCCGAAUCCAAGGGAAGUAAGACAUUGGGCAACACAUGGAUCUGGAAAGAUAAAUAUAAUCCCCCUUCUACAUCACCGACAUCGCCAUCGUCUACGGAAAAAUCGAGUUUUGCGGGGUUAGGAUCAAUGAGGAGGAAGAAAAGGAACUAAAUAAACAUAAAGUCCAAAAGUAAUAGGAGUAUCAAAGUUAGGGAAUUUUUGAAAGAGGCGACAAGCAAUCACUUCACCAUGUCAUUCAAUCAAUCAGUCAAUCAAGAAUAUAUAUAUCGUCGACAUCAAGAUCCCCCGUCCGAGGGGGAAUCAACUUCUUCA
Molecule: messenger RNA, 1443 nt
Organism: Periconia digitata
Lineage: Eukaryota; Fungi; Ascomycota; Dothideomycetes; Pleosporales; Periconiaceae
Source: the annotation of a GenBank genome assembly